AGAGGGAAGCUGAUGGGACUGAGAAGCCAGUGGGAUUCGUUUCUAGAAGUCUGUCCCCAUGUGAACGCAAAUAUUCUCAGAUAGAGAGGGAAGCACUGGCAAUCGUUUUCGGGGUUACCAAGUUUCACGCGUACCUGGCCGGUAACAUGUUCUCGCUGGUCACCGACCAUAAACCUCUGGUGAUGUUGUUCGGUGAACAUGCUGACCUACCUGAGAUGGCGUCUUCCAGAAUCCGGAGGUGGGCGUUGAAGCUCUCGACGUACCGAUACGAGAUUCAGUACCGGCGGACUGAAGAGAUGGGCAAUGCUGAUGCCCUCAGCCGCUGUCCUCUGCCUGACUCGAACUCUUCGCAGGAGGAGGAUCUGGUGCUCCUGGUCGAUGAUCAACAGCUGUUUGACGCCAGGAAGGUAGCCCUCCUGACGUCUCGUGACCCGGUGCUGUCUCGGGUAAUGCGUCUUGUCCAGAGGGGUGGCUGGCCGCAGGUUACAAAUGCAGACCUGUCACCUUUUGCCUCGAAGCGUCUGGAGUUGUCUGUUUGUCGUGGAGUGCUGAUGUGGGGUCACCGUGUCGUCGUUCCCAGCAGGGCACGUGAAGCAGUCUUGAAGGAGCUGCAUGUGGCGCACCCUGGCAUCCGCCGCAUGAAGGCUCUGGCGAGAGGCUGUGUCUGGUGGCCUCAACUGGACCAGCAUAUUGAGCACAUCGUGAACUCCUGUCAAGCCUGCCAGGAAAGCCGACCUGCACCGGGACGUUCUCCAAUCUGCAUGUGGCCGUGGCCUGAGCGGGCAUGGUCGAGGAUCCACGUGGACUUCGCUGAGCCGAAGAAGGGAAGGUACGUCCUGAUCGUGGUGGAUGCUUAUUCCAAGUGGGUGGAGGCAGAGUGUUGUACCAGUGUCUCCUCCCAGACGACUAUAGCCAAACUGAGACAGAUGUUUUCAAGGUGGGGGCUACCGGACGUAAUCGUAACUGAUAACGCUACAUCGUUCACGUCAUCAGAUUUUGAGGAGUUCGUGCGCCAGAACGGCAUUCAUCAUAAGACCAUAGAACCUCGCCAUAGUCAGGGGAAUGGACUAGCUGAACGUGCUGUACAAGAUGUCAAACUAGCGUUGCAGAGGUCGAACAGUGACUGGGAGACUACGCUAUCACGAUGGUUGCUUUGCCAGCGUAUCACCCCGCACAGCACAACUUCCGUAGCCCCCUCAGAGCUGAUGGUGGGGCGUGUCCUCCGAAGUCGCCUGGACCUUCUGCACCCGGACCUGCGAACUGAGGUGAAGAAACAACAGGUGAUCCAAAAGGAAAACCACGAUGCUAAGGACGUUCUGCGCUGACUUCGGAGCCCGGUGACAUUCCUGCGGAAGGAGGGCAGCCAUCUCGGAAUCCGACGGCGGCGCUGCAGCCGUCUCGUCCGGGGGAGUCUGGCUUGGACGCGUCGCUGCCGCCGUUCAGCACACCUGGAGCGGCGCCUAGCGCUCCAGCAGCAUCGCCAUCGUCUUCGGCGCCUGCUCCGUCGGAGCCCCGGCCUGAGGCAUCAGAGCUCGAGCCCGCGUGUGUCGCCGGCGACGCUGGUGCACGGACGGAAACCCCACUGCGUUCGGGGCUCGGAGUGGAGGCUGGUGCAGGUGUACAGUCUCGUGUGUUGGACGAGGGUGGUGGUGUUCGUCGCGGAACUAGAGUGAGAAAGCAGACUAAGUUUUUUGGUUCCUAGCUCUGUUCAUAUUACUUGUGUUUUGUGAGGGGGCAGUGUAGUGAACUAUGGUUCACGCCUCCCCCCACCUGUGGCCUGAGUGCGCCGCUGCGCCUCCCUUAUCGGCCGUCCCUGUGUCCGUCCCUGCGCGGUGUCCGUCCCUGCGUGUCGCGGCGCAUGUGCCUCGGGCGGUUUUGUGUGGCCUGGCGCGGC
Molecule: messenger RNA, 1894 nt
Organism: Amphibalanus amphitrite
Lineage: Eukaryota; Metazoa; Arthropoda; Thecostraca; Balanomorpha; Balanidae
Exons: 2
Coding region: 147-1325 (392 amino acids)
Biological process (GO): DNA integration
Molecular function (GO): nucleic acid binding
Source: RefSeq, a predicted model, not a curated record